Messenger RNA from Brettanomyces bruxellensis, 2373 nucleotides. RefSeq lists its product as uncharacterized. Gene Ontology annotation, cellular component: cytoplasm. Gene Ontology annotation, molecular function: ATP binding; cysteine-tRNA ligase activity. The record is from RefSeq and is a predicted model, not a curated record. Lineage: Eukaryota; Fungi; Ascomycota; Pichiomycetes; Pichiales; Pichiaceae. The transcript has a single exon. The coding region runs from base 1 to 2373 and encodes 790 amino acids. Gene Ontology annotation, biological process: cysteinyl-tRNA aminoacylation.
AUGUCAGAAAAAGCAGGCCAAAAACAAACAUUUUGGGUGAAACCAAAGACUGAAACACCAGCAGAUGAGCCAGUGUUGAAGCUGUACAACACACUCACACAUUCGAAGGUGGAGUUUGUGCCGAUCAAACCGCAUGAAGUGAAAUGGUACUCGUGUGGCCCAACGGUUUACAAUGUGAGUCAUAUGGGUCACGCCCGGAAUUAUGUUACGAUCGAUAUCAAUCGGCGGAUAUUGCAGGAUUACUUUAACUACGAUGUGACGUUUGUGCAGAAUGUGACGGACAUUGACGACAAGAUCAUCCUCAAGGCGAGGGAGGAGUAUCUCUUGAAGAAUUACAUUGAGAAGCAGUCUGGGAAGAUUACUAAGGAGUAUGUGGAGAAGGUGAAGGAAGGACUUGGAAAGUACAUUGCGAAGAACUUGCCGGAUUACAAGGGCCCGGCUUUAGACUACGGGGCGUUCCGUAAGUGGGCAGAGCAGUUGGACAUGAAGCAGUUGAAGAUUAGCCGGCCAAAAGUGCCGAUGCACGUGAAAUCGUGUCUUGGAGCAUUUUCGGCAGUCGAGAGCGCAAACAGCGGUAAAGCAGAUGCUGAAGUGGACGGAGAACAGUUUAAGGUGUUUGUUGAUGCGACGAGGGAUGUUGUGAUGCCACUUUUGGACGCGGAACUGGGCUCGACGGUGACCGACCCGGCGAUUUUCCGGAAUUGUGCCGCUUUCUGGGAGAGGAAGUUCGAUGAGGACAUGAGCCGGUUGAACGUGAUGCCCCCAACAGUCAUCACACGCGUGUCGGAGUACAUUCCGGAGAUUGUGGAUUUUGUGGCGAGAAUCGUGAAGAAUGGGUACGGGUACGCGACGAAAGACGGGUCGGUGUACUUCAACACGGCGAAAUUCGACGCGGCGGAAAACCACACCUAUGCAAAGAACCAGCCAUGGUCCAAGCACGAUUUGGCGCUUAUUGAGGAUGCGGAGGGCUCACUUUCGCUCGGCCACCCGGAAUCAAAGCUUAACGCGUCAGAUUUCGCCCUCUGGAAGGCAUCGAAGCCCGGCGAACCGGCAUGGGAGUCACCAUGGGGCAAGGGAAGACCCGGGUGGCACAUUGAGUGCUCUGUGAUGUCGUCGGACUUCUUUGGGCAGCACAUGGACAUCCACUCGGGCGGAAUUGACCUUGCAUUCCCGCACCACGACAACGAAUCGGCCCAGUCCGAGGCCUAUUUCGACUGUAGGCAGUGGGUGAACUACUUUUUGCACACGGGCCACCUACACAUCGAGGGCCAGAAGAUGUCGAAGUCGUUGAAGAACUUCAUCACGAUUGGUGACGCGUUGAAGAAGUACACGUGUCGUGAACUCCGGCUCUGUUUCGCGUUGGUCCAGUGGAACAACCCGCUAGACUUCAAGGACAGUCUUUUGGCCGAGGCCCGGUCGCUGGAGUCCGCGUUCAGCAAGUUUUUCCAGAAGGUUCGGGCCUUGCAGUUGGAUAACCAGGCUCGGCUUGCUGCUGGGGAGCUCAUCGGCAAGAAGUUCAAUGCGCCGGAAAAGAGGCUCUUUGCAGACUUGCAGGAGUGCAAGAAGGCUGUGCACGCGGCUUUGUGCGACAACCUUGCCACCCCAGUUGCCCUCCGGGAGCUGGCAGACCUCGUGACCAGGGCAAACAGCUACGUUAGCGGUGCGGGGGUGGAUCUCCGGGUCGAUUUGCUUGCCCAGGUGUCUCUCUACCUCACUAAAAUGGUCAGGGUGUUUGGAUUUCCCGUCCGGCAAGACGGUUUGGGCUGGGUUGAGGACGGAAAUGCCACCUUCAGCACCGGAAAUGCCGCCGGAACCGGCUCCAGCGGCCAGGUAUCCGGUCAAAGCCAGGCUGUGUCUGCUGAGGCGGUCGCAAUGCCUUACUUGCAGGUUUUAUCACGGUUCAGGGACCUCGUCCGGCAAACUGCGAUCGAGAAAAAGGGUCUUGGAUCCCUCCUUGAGGCCUGCGACAAGCUCCGGGACGAGCAGUUGCUUCCGUUGAAUGUAGUUCUUGAUGAUCGCACGCAGGGCCAGGGUGCAUUGAUCAAAUUUGUGAGCGACAAGGAGCGUGACGAGUUGGUGGAGCAGCAGAAGGAGAAGCAGCAGCAACUUGAGGAGAAGAGAAAGCGUAAGCAGGCCCAGAAAAGCAUCAACGAGCAGAAGAUGCGCGAAAAGCUCGAGAAAGCGAGCGUUGAUCCUGUGAAAAUGUUCCGUACGCGUGCUUUUGAGAGCCAAUACAGUGCCUGGGAUGAUGAUGGGAUCCCUGUCAAGAAUAAGAAGGGUGAAGAGCUUAGCAAGAGUGCUCGUAAGAAGCUUGCCAAGCAGUGGAGGCAGCAGCAGAAACUGCACGAGUGGUUCUUGAAGCAGCAGAAAUAG